Molecule: messenger RNA, 2291 nt
Organism: Solenopsis invicta (red fire ant)
Lineage: Eukaryota; Metazoa; Arthropoda; Insecta; Hymenoptera; Formicidae
Exons: 2
Coding region: 506-958 (150 amino acids)
Source: RefSeq, a predicted model, not a curated record
UCAGAUUUAUUUUUAUUUUGUUUUUUUAUCUCUAUUGUUAGAGUUAACAUUCAUUUUACAUAUAUUUUUUAACGUAUUUAUACAAUACAUAAUACGUACAUACCUAUUCAUCUUGGGUUUUUCACAUAAAGCUGCUAACUAGAAAGGCUUAUAGUUAGCUAAUCUUCGCAAGUAUACGUGGACGUGACGUGAGUCAUCGCCUGGGUAUCGCUGUCAUAGAUUGCAUCAAUAUUUAUGCCGUGCAUCGCGUGUGUGUGCAGAUUCGUGUAUGUUAUUUCGCGUUAAAACAAAAGCUAAUUUAUACGCGUCAAAUUUUUUGUCGGUCAAGUUACUCCCGCAUUUUACGGAUCACGUCGUGCCGCGUCUGCGCGGAUUUGCGCUCGAACAGAUGCAAAAAAAUGUCAUACGUAGUAAUAAUUUGAAGUUUGACACACGGGAAAUAUUACGUGUGACAAGCAUGCUUCGUUAGCGGACUCCCUUGUCAAGAGAUAUUUCGGUGAUCAUUAUGUCCGACAAGCCUUUUAAAGCACAAAACGCUUUUCAUCCCGCGGAUCCACCGCACGGCAUGCAAAAUUACGAUGUGGGCGCUCUAACGAGAGAUCAGAAACGAGCUUUGAACGAAAUGAAAAUGAUCACUCGAAAAGAAAACGAGGUUUAUCUUAAAGCGCACCCGGAAAUCAGAUGUUUGAUCUCCAUUUUAUUGAGGCACGUCCUAUCGGAGCGGCCGCUCAUCGAUAUUCCCGAGGUUGUAGGUACAUUUUUCAACAGACCACGUUGUGAAAUUGUUGCUGACCUUUUGGAUUACUUGUCGUCCACCGAUAAACGAUCGCACAUAACGGACGAUCUUCGACGGGAAUUGUUUCGAACGACCAGCGUUGAAACCAGCAGUAGCAGUGGCUCGAGCUCACAAUCCGAUUCUGACUUGUGCGACUGCAGCAGCAUGAAUUGCGACUCAUAAUUUUUAAUAGCAGUCCAAUUAUAGUCAACUUACACUGCUUAAAUUUGUAUACGAAGAUGUUUGUAGCGAAGAGAAGCAACCUAUCCAUUCUAAUAAUAAUGCGAUUUGUACGAUCCCGUCGAAAGAACUUAUUAUAGAUUUAGAUUUAGUAUAAAAUUAGUUCGACUUAUGUAUAGCGGAGCUAAAUAAUUUAUAUAACGUCCCAUAAAGAACUCACGGUUGUGUUUCCUUUAUAUAACGCUAUAUAAAUACUACCUGUCAUUAUAAUCCGUCUUACAUUGGAAUCCGAGUCUUAUUUCUAGUGUUUACCUCGCGUACGUCAAUGUGUGAUUACACCAGUGGAUUAUACAGUUACGUACGUAUUAAUCGCGCAACCGGUUCUGCGUAUACGUUACUGCUGUUAUUAAUCUAAGCCUUAUCCUAUUUAUUAAACGGUCGAACAGGCGACAGUGCGUACAGCCAUUAUUUGUAAUUAAUGCGCGCGACAUAGGGAAAGUAACGAGCGCGUAUCGAUUAGAUAAAAAUGGAGUGCGAAAACGCGGCCCGAGUUACGCCCGAGUUACCUGACAAUAUUCAGCGACACUAUUUAUCUGGUCGUGCUAACGACAGCGGUUAUCUUGCAGAGUAACAUGAUGGGCGGUGAGGACCGGUUGCAGCGAUGCCGAUCGGCGCUAAUCUCGAUUAAUUAAAUUUUGUUAACUUUAUCUAUGGGGUGUACCGGAACUGUUAUAUUAACGACGGUCUCGCCGGUUAAUCCCACGACAAUUUUUCUUUAACUAAAAGCAAUGGAUUGACGCGGAUUGUUCUCAAGAUGCGGUGAAAUUGAGUCACACUUUCGGAAAGAAGACGAAUGAUGACAAGUAAAAUAUUCGAUCAUUAAACAUCCUGUGUAGAAAUAUUGGUGAUUUCAAUAAGGACCUGAUUAAUUUACUUGAAUAUAAAUCGGUCUUGUAUAGCAUGGAACAAGUUGAAUAUAAUAUUGGCUCUUAUAUGGAAAGAAAAGAAAAUUUUAAAAUAUUUUAAAAUAAAGUGUUAAUUAGGUGCUAAAGUCUGAAAUUUAGGCGCUCGAACGUUUGGUAGAAAAUUAAAAAAAAAAUUAGGUGGAGCUUUCUCUUUCUCUGGUUUAAGUUGGCCUCCUCCCCAACAAAAAAUAAAUAUUUCUUACGUAAACGAAAAAACAAAUACAGUAAAAUUAAGUGCUAAUCAGAUGCUUCAAGAAAUAAUAAAAAUAAAUAAUUUCUCACUCACCAACAUCAUUCACGACGUGCAGCAGCGGAGUUGUAACGCCACGUUGAUCUGCAACAUACAAAUACGAAAUCUAGAUUAGCGCUCA